AUGGAGGAUUUUGCAUAUCUAAUUCUAGAGGAUAGAAUGAGAAAACUCUAUGACGCAUCAUUAAAUGGAUGUGUUAGUACCUUAAACACACUGAACCAAAGGGACCCUCUUAUUCUGAGCAGAGUUCUCUAUCCCUCCACUGAUACCUCAUUACACAUAGCCUCUUUGCUUGGACAUUUGGAGUUCUGUCAUGCUCUUCUUGAAAUAAAUCCCGAUUUAGCAAUUGAAGUGAACUCAGAAGGACGAUGCCCUCUUCAUCUCGCUUCUGAUAAAGGGCACACUGAGAUCGUGAAAUUUCUGUGGCAGAAAAAUCCAGAAACUUGUUUGAUUAGGGACAAAGAUGACAAGCUUCCUCUCCAUUAUGCUGCAAUGAGAGGACGCAUUGGAACCAUUAAUGAGUUGUUAAAUGCGAAACCAGACUCCAUUUGGGAGAUGACAGAGAAGGAUGAUGGUUCAAUUCUACACUUGUGCGUUCGGUAUAACCAUCUAGAGGCCUUGAAACUCUUAGUGGAAUCAGUUAGAGAAGAUAAUCAAUUUCUAUCUGCCAAAGACAAAGAGGAUAAUACCAUUCUUCAUUUAGCAGUGAAACGCAGACACAUUAAGAUCAUCGAAUACUUGCUUUCACUUUCUGAAAUGAGUACAGGAAAGAAUAGUUUGAAUAGGGAGGGUUUAACAUCUUUGGACAUGUUGACGCGCUGCCCAAGAGAUUCUAUCAGCCUUAGAAUUGAACAUAUGUUAACAGAAGCAGGGGUUCAAAGGUUUGCACAACAACCAUUGCCGAACUCUGCACCAAGCAAUGAACCUCAACAAAACAUAGAAAAUGAACCCAAUAGAUGCAAGAAGUGGUUGGACAAGUUCGAGAACUUCUGCACAAGGUAUCUGAUAAGCAAAGGUAAUUGGAUAGAUAAAAAGACACGUGAAUAUUUGAUGGUGGCGGCCACUGUGAUUGCCACCAUGACUUUUCAGUCAGUGAUUAGUCCACCUGGUGGUGUUUGGCAAGCUGAUACAACAACCGAUGGUUUCGCCUGCAUUGAAUAUGGUUUCUGUGAAGCUGGCACUGCUGUUUUGGGUUAUGCUCAGUCCCCUGACUUUCUAAAAUUCAUUUUCUUCAACUCAGCUUCUUUCUUUUCGUCUCUUUGUGUUUUGCUGAUUUUGAUUAGCGGGUUUCCGCUUGAUAAUAAGGCCAUAAUGUGGAUCUUGGCCGUUUUAAUGAUCGCUGCAGUCACGUGCAUGCUGCUCACAUACAUGUGGGCACUGGGAUUGGCGAGCCCUGAACAUAUUUACUAUAAAAUUCGUGGUCUGGGUUAUAUUUUGGUUGGGACAUGGUCAUUCUUACUUGUGGCUGUUGCCUUGAUUCAAACAUUUCGAAUAGUCUUCUGGGCAAGGUCACGGCGACGGUCCUCAAGAAAUGCUCCAGUGCUGAGUCAGAAUUAG
This is a messenger RNA of Gastrolobium bilobum, 1434 nucleotides long. Its product is annotated as ankyrin repeat-containing protein BDA1-like. The record is from RefSeq and is a predicted model, not a curated record. The transcript has 2 exons. NCBI's taxonomy places the organism in Eukaryota, Viridiplantae, Streptophyta, Magnoliopsida, Fabales, Fabaceae. Gene Ontology annotation, cellular component: plasma membrane. Gene Ontology annotation, molecular function: protein phosphatase 1 binding; protein phosphatase regulator activity. Bases 1 to 1434 code for a protein of 477 amino acids.